AAAAUUCACUAAAAUCAUAAUCGACAAUAAAUAUUUUUGUAAUUUCUUUGCAAUGAGGACAGCUCUAAUUUUUGUGCUCUGCUUGUCGCCAAUUUGGGCGCUUUCAAGAGGUGCUCGCAUAAUUGGUGGUUACGAGGCUUACGCCGGAGAGUUCCCAUAUGCUGCAGCGAUUUAUAAAACAACAGCUGAUGGCAACUACUUCUGCACUGGGUCGAUUCUGAACAACCAAUGGAUAAUCACAGCUGGCCAAUGCGUGGAUGGAGCCAUUCUGUUUACAAUACUUGUGGGUACACACAAACUGACUGGCGAUGAAUCAACUGUUCUGAAAGUAGCAACAGAUACUUACGUUCUCCAUCCAGAUUAUAACCCAAACACUCUAGCAAACGACAUCGGACUUAUAAAAUUCCGAGCCCCAAUUACAUUUACAACGUAUAUUAGAAACGUAUAUCUACCGUAUGGACAAAUGCAUGAAACCGCAAUUGGAAUAGCUUAUGGUUGGGGUCAAACCUCCGAUGACAAUCCUGACCUUUCGGACACACUUACUCAUGUAACGUUAACGGGUGUUUCUGAUGCUGAAUGUAGAAUCACGUAUGGAGAUCAGUUAGCUGAAAAUAUGGUGUGUUUCGAGGGCAAUUAUAACGAAGGAACUUGUUAUGGAGAUAGUGGUAGUCCCAUUAUUCAACACGUCAGCAGAGGAUAUACUAUUGUUAUUGCUAUAUCCAGCUUUUUCAGCGCAAAUGGGUGCGAGAGCACGGAUCCAUCUGGAUAUACUAAAGUUUUCCCUUACAAUAACUGGAUAAACAAUGUCACUUCAACUGUAUAAUCUGUUACAUAAAUUACAGAAUAAAAAUGUUCUUGUACAA
Molecule: messenger RNA, 863 nt
Organism: Zophobas morio
Lineage: Eukaryota; Metazoa; Arthropoda; Insecta; Coleoptera; Tenebrionidae
Product: brachyurin-like
Exons: 6
Coding region: 53-823 (256 amino acids)
Biological process (GO): proteolysis
Molecular function (GO): serine-type endopeptidase activity
Source: RefSeq, a predicted model, not a curated record